CUUGUAACUCUUCCGGUACUCGACCAGAGUAGUUGAGCUCAGAUUAACCGAUGGUUUGUCUCUUCUAGAUCUGCUCAUCAUGUCUGGCCGUGGUAAGAAGCUCGCAAGCGCAGCGAAACCCAAGGCGCCCGUGUCGCGCUCCUCCCGCGCGGGGCUCCAGUUCCCGGUGGGCCGCGUGGCGCGUCUCCUGCGGAAGGGGAACUACGCGCCGCGCAUCGGCUCCGGCGCGUCGGUGUAUCUGACCGCGGUCAUCGAGUACCUGUGCGCGGAGGUGCUGGAGCUCGCGGGCAACGCGUGCCGCGACAACAAGAAGCUCCGCAUCGCACCGCGUCACAUCCAGCUAGCGGUGCGCAACGACGAGGAGCUGAACACGCUGCUGGGCGGAGUCACGAUCUCUGAGGGAGGAGUUCUGCCCAACAUCCAGGCCCAACUACUGCCCAAGAAGACCAAAGCAGCCCGAGACCCGGACACCAGCAAACCGGGCCAGUCCCAGGACUUCUGA
Rhinichthys klamathensis goyatoka is the source of this 502-nucleotide messenger RNA. RefSeq names its product histone H2A, sperm-like. NCBI's taxonomy places the organism in Eukaryota, Metazoa, Chordata, Actinopteri, Cypriniformes, Leuciscidae. Gene Ontology annotation, molecular function: structural constituent of chromatin; DNA binding; protein heterodimerization activity. The transcript has a single exon. The coding region runs from base 80 to 502 and encodes 140 amino acids. Gene Ontology annotation, cellular component: nucleosome. The record is from RefSeq and is a predicted model, not a curated record.